UAAAUAUCUAAAUUAUUAAUUAAGUAAAGAUUUAUUAGGAAAUACUAAAAAAAAUUAAUAUAAAGUCAUAAAAUACAAUCAGAAAUUUAUAGCAAAAUGAAUUAAGGAGUAGAGAUGACAUUAGAAGAAGCAUAAGAAAAAUUUCAUUAAUGGGGAGUACUGCUAUUGCUUGAUGCUCCUGCUGGAAUUGAAUUUGGUAUUGAUAAUACAAGUUGGAAAGUAGGAAAUAAAUUUAAAGGAGUAAAAUUAAUUCCACCUGGAGCUCACUUAGUACAUUAUUCGUUAAAGAGUGAGGAGCAUAAAUUUAAACUAGGUUUUUUCAUACAUAUAGGAAAGAAGAAAAGAGUUUGGGUGAAAAAAUGGAAUGUGGAAAAGGAAGAUUUCAUUUCUUUACCUACUCAAGAGGAAGAGGAGAGAUACAUAUUAGGAGUAAAUUCAUAUUAAUUUGAUGAAUUUUUGGGACCAUAUCCUUUAGAUAGGUUAUAGAUUUGGGAAGAAUGCUCAAAUUUUAUCACUGAGUCUGUCUUGGAUACUCUAAAUCCGAUAGAAAGAAAAGUUCAUUAAAUUGAAGAAGAAUACAAAACACAAAAUUAUACAUCUACUUAACAAUAGAAUAAGAUUGAUUCUUUAGUUAUGGAGUUUAUAUCUUCUUAGAAUAAGGAAUAGCAAAGCGAAGAUGAUAACAAUUAAAGUAGUUUUUAGACUGAAGAAGCUUAAACUGUUUAACAAAAUACAAAUAACUAAGAAACAAAUUUGAAUGGACAAAAGAUGGAAGAUGAAGAAGAAAUUAAUUUGUAAACAUAGCAAGGACAAUAAAUGCAGUAAGAUAAUAAGAUAAUUGAAGAAGGUUAAGAAAUUAAAGAUAAAAAUCAUAGUGAGUGCAGCAAAAAUAACAGGAGCAUGAAUGAUAUUAAAAACGAAAUUAUUGCAGAUGGUGCAAAAGAAGACUUUAGAGUUAUGGCUGGUACUAUCUAUUACACUGAUAUUCCAAAAAUCAAAACUAAGUUUGGUAAAUAAGGAGGCGAACUCACUCAAAUAAAUAUAGAUAAAACUCCUAUAUUGCUUGAAUAUAUUAAAAACAGAUAGAAGGUGGGAAAAGAAAAUUUUUUAAGGAGAAAACCAAAUGCUACCUAAAUUGAAAUAAAACAAGUAGAAGAAUAAGAAAAAUAUUUUAUAUUUGGAGAAUUUUAGUAUUCAUUUGCAAUGCUUCUACUUCUUGAGGAUUUCGAAAGUUUUGAGCACUGGAAAAACAUAUUCUCCCUUUUAAUCAGCAGUGAUAAAUACAUAGAUGAAAAUCCUGAUUUUUUUAUAGAGUUCAUUCCAGUACUUUAUAACAUCCUUAAGCAAUUUCCUAAAGAUUUCUUCUUUGAUUCUAUUUCUAAAGAUAAUUUUCUUAAGACUUUGUUAUCUGAUUUUUUAGAAGUGACAAUUUAAUCUGCAAAUAAAAAACUCUCUCAACGUUCUAAAAAACUUCAAAAACUAUUAGAAGAAUAUUUCUUAUUUUUUCCAAAAAAGCAAAUUGUAGAAGUUUGUUAAGGAAAAUAUAAAUUUGAAUAAGAGGAUGACUAAGAUGCUCCUCAGAUAGUAGAUGAUUAAGAUCCUGUCUAUUUUUGAAAAUAAUUUAUUUAUAACUUAUGUUUAUUCAUUUUUUAAUGAAUUAAUUAAAAAAUUAUUAAAAUUGUAAAUUUACCAAAAUUAAUUUUAGUUUUCUAUUUUUUUUCAUAAAAAAGUUUCAUAAAUAUAUUUAUGUAUACUAAUAGAUUAAGUAAUAUUAAUUAUCUCA
Molecule: messenger RNA, 1783 nt
Organism: Tetrahymena thermophila SB210
Lineage: Eukaryota; Ciliophora; Oligohymenophorea; Hymenostomatida; Tetrahymenidae
Product: AAR2 protein
Exons: 1
Biological process (GO): spliceosomal tri-snRNP complex assembly
Source: RefSeq, a predicted model, not a curated record